Linum trigynum is the source of this 207-nucleotide messenger RNA. Lineage: Eukaryota; Viridiplantae; Streptophyta; Magnoliopsida; Malpighiales; Linaceae. The record is from the annotation of a GenBank genome assembly.
AUGGAAUGGGAUUCUGAAUUCAUAGGUGGAUGCUCAGGAGAAGUGGGUGAAGAAGGAGAUGGUGCUGGUGUAGAAUGGAUGGGAGGUGAAGAAUUAGAAGCACCAUGUGGUACCUCUACACUUGGGACAGGAUCAAAAGAUGGUGUUGGUGAGGAAAUUAUAGGAAUGGAAGGAACAGGAGGGUCAAGGACACUAUCUGUUGGUUGA